GGACGUCCCUGUGCCGGGGACUCCUCCCAGAUAUCCCGGUGCAACACCCAGCCCUGUCCCGGUGGGCCUUCACGAGCCAAAGGCAGCAUCAUUGGAGAUAUCAACGGUGUGGAGUUUGGAAUUGCUUUCCUGAAUGCCACGGUGACAGGCAGCCCUGACUCUGAAACGAGAGUAAUACAAGCAAAGGUCACAAAUGUCCCUCGGAGCCUUGGUCCACUGAUGAGAAAGCUUGUUUCUAUACUCAGCCCAGUUUAUUGGACAACUGCAAAAGAAAUUGGAGAAGCAAUGAAUGGGUUUACACUCACUGAUGCAGUCUUCAAGAGAGAAACUCAAGUGGAGUUUGCAACUGGUGAGGUCCUGCGGAUGACGCACGUUGCACGGGGCCUGGAUUCCGAGGGAGCCUUGCUGCUGGAUGUUGUUGUCAGCGGCCACGUGCUGCAGCUCCAGUCCACAGAUGAUGUCAACGUGAAGGAUUACACAGAGGACUACAUUCAGACGGGCCCUGGGCAGCUCUACGCCCAUUCCACUCGUCUCUUUGCUGUCGAUGGAGUCAGCGUUCCGUACACCUGGAACCACACCAUCACCUAUGAUCACACCAAAGGAAAGAUGCCUUUCCUGGUGGAAACUCUCCAUGCUUCCGCUAUUACAACAGAGUACAACCCACUGGAAGAAACUGUGGCCUUCAAAAUCCACGCGUCCAUUGCAAAAGGAGAUCGUAGCAAUCAGUGCCCUGCUGGGUUUGGUUUGGACUCAACUGGACCUUACUGUUCAGACGAAGACGAAUGUGCUGUGGGAAAUCCUUGCUCCCAUACCUGUCACAACGCCAUGGGCUCGUACUACUGCUCCUGUCCCAAAGGCCUCACCAUCUCUGCGGACGGCAGAACGUGUCAGGCCCUCGACGAGUGUGCGCUGGGCGGGCACUCCUGCGGCGCCGGGCAGGACUGCCACAACACCGCCGGCUCCUACCGCUGCCUGCUCCGCUGCGCCGCCGGCCUCAGGAGGACCCCGGAUGGACUCGGCUGCCAAGAUAUCAAUGAGUGUCAAGAGUCCAGCCCCUGUCAUCAGCGGUGCUUCAAUACCAUAGGAAGUUUCCACUGUGGUUGUGAUCCAGGAUACCAGCUGAAGGGCAGAAAAUGCAUAGAUGUAAAUGAGUGCAGGCAGAAUGUAUGCAGGCCUGAUCAGCUCUGCAAAAACACCCGUGGUGGCUAUAAGUGCAUUGAUCUGUGUCCCAACGGGAUGACCAAAGCAGCAGAAAAUGGAUCUUGUAUUGACAUCGACGAGUGCCGGGACGGGACUCACCAGUGCCGCUACAACCAGCUCUGUGAGAACACCCGGGGCAGCUACCGCUGCGCGUGCCCCCGCGGGCACCGCUCCCAGGGAGUCGGGAGACCUUGUGUGGAUAUUGAUGAAUGUGAAACCAGGGAUACCUGUCAGCAUGAAUGCAGAAACACCCUGGGAAGUUACCAGUGUACUUGUCCACCGGGAUAUCGGCUGAUGUCCAACGGCAAAACCUGUCAAGAUAUUGAUGAGUGCCUUGAACAGAACAUUAACUGUGGAUCAAAUCAGAUGUGUUUCAACAUGAGAGGAAGCUACCAGUGCAUAGACACACCUUGUCCACCAAACUAUCAGCGAGACCCUCUUUCUGGGUUCUGUCUCAAAAACUGCCCGGCCAAUGACUUGGAGUGUGACCUGAGUACCUACGCCUUGGAGUACAAGCUCCUCUCCCUGCCCUUCGGCAUAGCGGCCGGUCAGGAUCUGAUCCGGCUGGUUGCCUACACUCACGAUCAAGUGGUGCACCCCAGGACAACUUUCCUAAUGGCAGAGGAGGACCCAGCCAUCCCCUUCGCCCUGAGAGACGAGAACCUGAAGGGGGUGGUGUUCACCACCCGCGCGCUGCGCGAGCCCCAGACGUACCGCAUGGGGGUCCGGGCCGCCUCCUACAGCGCCGAGGGCAGCGUGGAGUACCGGACGACUUUCAUUGUUUAUGUAGCUGUGUCAGCCUACCCCUACUGA
Messenger RNA from Merops nubicus (carmine bee-eater), 2013 nucleotides. RefSeq names its product hemicentin-1-like. The annotation marks the transcript as partial. Gene Ontology annotation, molecular function: calcium ion binding; fibroblast growth factor binding; fibroblast growth factor receptor activity. The record is from RefSeq and is a predicted model, not a curated record. NCBI's taxonomy places the organism in Eukaryota, Metazoa, Chordata, Aves, Coraciiformes, Meropidae. Gene Ontology annotation, cellular component: plasma membrane. The transcript has 14 exons.